AUGUUCGAGGUGGGCGACUGGGGCGAGGAGGAGGCGCCGCCGCCUCCUCGUACCGUGGCGGACGCCGACCUCGAGGCGCUCCUCCAGCGGGUCGAGCUCUCGCCGGCCGAGGCGGUGGCAGCGGCGCCGGCUCGCGCCAAGCCGCCGCCGGCGCGGGCGCACCCGCGCUUCCCCUCCAAGGUUGGAGGGGCGCCCGUGUGGCUGCACCCACAGCCGCCGGGCGCACUCGCUUGCGCUCGGUGCGGCCGUGGCCUCCGCCUCCUGGUCCAGCUCUACUGCCCGCGGCCGGGGAUGCCCCACGCCUUCCACUGCUCUCUGCUGCUCUUCUGCUGCGGCGGCGACUGCCUCGAGACGCCCGCGGGCUGGCGGGCGCUCCGCUGCGGGUGGCUCGAGGAGUGGGACUGGUCUGAGGUUGCGGCGGCCGAGGCGGCGGCCGAGCGCUAUCGCGCGAGGCAUGCCGCUGACGCGGGCGCGGCGCCGGACGACGCGUUGUCGGAGGCGGAGCUCGGCGAGGGCGAGGGCGAGGACGAGGGCGAGGACGACGCGCUCGCGGCCUUCCAAAGGCGCGUGAGCGCGUGGCCAGAGCAAGUGCUGCGGUACUGCCACCACGCCGACGCGCAGCCGCUGUGGCUGUCGCGCCUUCGCCGGCCCGCGGAGGUGCCGCCGUGCGGCCGCUGCGGCGCGCCGCGCUGGUUCGAGUACCAGAUCGUGCCCAACCUGGACCCGGUGAUUGUUGCGCUCGUGCUGGGCAACUCUGCCGCCUGCACGGCCGCCGCGCUCGCCUCGGCCGGCUGCGCGCUCUCCUCGAAUUGCCCGGCCGCAUGGUGGAGGCUCCUGUACUGGGCGACGCUGCUGUGCGGGUGGCUGCUGCCCGAGGUCCUCAGCGUGGCGCUGCUCGCGGGCCAGUUCAGCGCCCUUGGCCGGUGCAGGGCGGCGCUGCGGUCGCGCCUCUUCUUCUACGCGACGCUCCUCGGCGCCGCUGCGUGCGCCCUCCUCUUCCUCCAGCUUCCGGGCGCGGGCGCCGGGCUGCUCUCCGCGGUCGCGGGUGGCGGCGGCCUCCUGCUGCUGGCGCUGCUCUUGGGCCAGGGCAUGGUCGCCUUGCCGCGGGCGCUCUGGACGCUGGCGCCGUCCGACGAGUGGCGCCGCUCGCUCGCGUAUGGCCUCGCCGUCGUCGACGCGGAGCACCGCGCCCGCGCCCGCGCGCUCGAGGACUGCCUGCAGCACGUGGACGCAGUCCUCUGGGGCGCCGCCUCGUGCGGCCUGACCGGCAUCUCGGCGCAGCCGUCGCUCUGCGAGGAGCGCCCGGCGCUGCUCCGCGCCCUGCUGCUCGUCCACGCCGCGCUGUGCACCGCGUUCGCCCUCGCGCGCUCCCGGAUGCUCACCCACCUGCCGCUCCGCUUCCCGCGCCCCGACGGGCGCGCGCUGCUCCAGACGACGGCGUGGAGCCUCCGCCUCGCCGCGCCGCUCGUGCUGCACGUGCUGCACAACAGCUCGCGCGGCGGCGCCGAGCGCGACCCCCUCGGCGGCGGCGGGUCGCACUACUACCACGGCCUCUGCGCACUGCUCACCCUCGCCGCCGCCGCGGUGACGGCCCGCGGCUGCUUCCUCCCGCUCCGGCUGCUGCCGUGCGCCCGGGCAGAGCAGCACGCCUACCCGGGCCGCUCGCGCAGCCGGCAGGCUGCCUGGGCCGCCGAUUCCUUAAACGGUCUUAAACGCUUAAACGGUGCGGGAGAGCUCCCGAGGUCGAUGGUCCCGGAGGAGCUCCCGUAUGGCUCCUGCCAGUGCACCAGACUUACAGAUGUGUCUUCAGAGGGGCGGGUUUUUGUGCCUAAUAACGGCAGUGUUGGAGAAAACGGCGCGGAACGCAGCGACGCAUGCCGGCGAGGCCGAUUUUCUUAA
Molecule: messenger RNA, 1899 nt
Organism: Emiliania huxleyi CCMP1516
Lineage: Eukaryota; Haptophyta; Isochrysidales; Noelaerhabdaceae
Product: putative programmed cell death protein
Exons: 8
Coding region: 1-1899 (632 amino acids)
Cellular component (GO): cytoplasm
Source: RefSeq, a predicted model, not a curated record